GGCGUUGUAUAUUGAUCUGGGCGAGUUCACCCUCCGGGGGUGGUUUCUUCAGUAUCGACCUCAGUCUACAGUCACCCUCUGACCAUGGACGGCUACGGAGGAGAUCCGGGGUCAAUCCCCAUCAACCAGCCGGGUAUCCGACCAAAGGUUGAUCCGGAGGCCCUCGGGGAAGUCGACCCGAACCUCUACCCACAACCAAAGGAGGCCACGCACAAGAUCCGCGGCAAAUCCGACAUCAUCGAACUGCUGUGCGGAGAUGUGGAUCAAGAACUAUUGACCGUAAAAACGUUCUAUUUCUUUUUCUAUUCCGCGUUCGGUUCUCUUUUUCCGCUCAUGGGUGUGUAUUUCAAGCAGAUGGGGAUGAAUCCGGGCCAGUGUGGACUUUUAAUCGGUUCUAGGCCUUUUGUAGAAUUUUUGGCAGCGCCAUUUUGGGGGAGUCUUGCGGACAGGUGGCAAAAAGGUAAGAUGCUGUUGCUAGCAUCUCUGUCAUGUUGGAUCAUCUUCACUCUUCCACUUGGGUUCAUCCAACCACCUCCAACAUCCUGUCUGGUCAAGAAGAAUCAUACUGAGUACGUCCUGGAAACACCAAAAAUACCACGAAUACUCAAGCGAGAGGCAGGAGAGUACGAGCCGCAUCACCACGCACCUCACUGGAUAGAGCCUGAGAUCCCUAUACAGAGUGUAGAGGAGGAGGAGCCUCUAGUGCGCAACAUACGUUCAGCCAAGCCUCACGUGUACGCUGGCAUGUCACCUCUCGACAUCCGGUUUGUCAAGAACUACAAUGAGAAGGAACAGGGCAACUGGGUGUCCCCAAUUUUUAGCUCCAUCGUUUAUCGUACACAGGAUAUACAAAAAGCCUUCUUCCUCCUUCUGCUACUCGUGGUGAUUGGAGAGUUCUUCAGUGCUCCUGCCAUCACUCUUGCUGACUCGGCAGUUAUCACUCUGUUGGGGGAAGAUGCUGAUCGCUAUGGACAUCAGCGUAUGUUCGGCUCCCUGGGCUGGGGUCUCGCCAUGUUUUUUGUAGGUAUUGCUCUGGACCACUCAACAGCCUUUCCCGACCAUCCUUGCGGACCCGACGAGAGGGAGAAGAACUACACUAUAUGUUUUGCGACGUUCUCUGUCCUCAUGGGAGCGGCUCUCAUCUGUGCUACUCAGAUCAACUUCAAGUACGACUUUCCGUCAGAAGCUCCUGAGAUAGAGAAGCCUCCCCCUGAGCCUACCAGGGAGGACUACCUGCAGCAGGAGUUGGCUCAACAACUUAACCUUCCGGCCUUGGCCACUAACAGUAUCAACCAACCUCCGCCUGCCACCACCAAGACCCAAAUGUUCGCACAGACAACCCGAGAGAUCCCAGAGUGGGUUACGGUUCUCAAAUACUUUGCAAAUGUCAAGUGUGGAUCCUUCCUGUUUGUCUCCUGGUUCAUGGGAUUCGGGAUAGGACUUAUUUUCACAUUUCUCUUUUGGCAUUUACAGGAUUAUGGAGGAUCUCCAACUCUGUUCGGUGUAGCGUCUGUCAUUAACCAUAUUUCUGAGAUAUUUGCUUAUUUCUUCAGCUUUCGGUUGAUAACUCAGAUGGGACAUGUCAAGGUGCUUUGCCUUGGCUUGGUAGGAAAUGUGGUACGAUUCCUGUAUAUAUCAUAUCUGAAAAAUCCAUGGUGGGUCUUACCCUUUGAAUUCAUGCAAGGUAUCACACAUGCUGCAGUAUGGGCAGCCUGCUGCUCAUACAUCGCUCACAACACUCCGCAGCAUCUACGCAGCUCUGCACAGGGUGUGCUGCAGGGCAUCCACCACGGUCUGGGACGGGGCUGCGGGGCCGUCAUUGGUGGACUCUUUGUCACUUACUUCGGAACUACUGCCACUUUCAGAGGUUAUGGCUUAUGCUGUGCCAUUGUCUUGGCAGCAUUUAUCUUUAUCAACUUUUACCGAAUUGACACAGGCUUUGUAUCUGAACUUCCUCAAACUGAAGAUCCACAUCAGGUAGCAGAAGAGACGGCUCACCUGGCUCCUCACGGAGUCCCCAGCAACCCGAUACCUCGAGCAUUGUCAAGCACUCGACUGCACGACAUGGCCAAUGACCCUGGCUAUGGCGCGACCUACAACACCUCUGGCGGCAACCUAGACAUUCCUGGCGCUCAUCCUGGCAACAUGGGCGGAGGUGGCGGGACUAAUCCAUUCAGACAAUACAGUGAUUUUAAUGACUAUCAACCGAGCAACAGGGACAUUAGUGAUGAAGAAUCUAUCAAGAGACAUUUCCAGAUGUACAGUGAAGUGCUGACUCAGUAUGAAGGAAAAUCUCCUCCAAUCACAUCGCUUCACACUCAGCAACCAACCCACUCUCACCGAAACUACGAUUGGUGAACUUGUUGUGUACAGAUUUGACUGUAUAUAUUGUUGUUUUCUAAGUGUAUGUAAUGUGCUUUAGUUUACUCUCCACUGUAAGUAAAUUGUAUAUCCUGAGUUAAACUUGUGACUUAAAAAGAUUAGCGACUACCGAGCAUUAUAUUUGUCUUGUGCAAACUGUAAACUGCUUAGAAGUAUUUAUAUGUACAGGAUAAAUACCUACUACAAUGCUUUUAACACUUAACAAUUUUGUUCUUUAAAUAUUGAACAAAAUAUUAUUUGUAAUAAAAAGAGUAUCUAAUAAAAAAAGAUACUUUACGCCACACUACAUUAUUUUGACGAACUUCCCACGCAAGGAUUUAGUCCAGAAAACAGCUGUUUGCCGCCAGCUUAUUCAAAUGGGGUUUCAUUGCGUAAUACUGUUCUGCAAUGAGUUUUACCGGACACCAAUCAGCUGAUUAUACUGUAUUUGCGUGGCAAUGAUUGGUUAUAAACAAAAACAUAACCUCUCUUAGAGGUUUACUCAUUUAGUUUAGUCAUUUAGUUGGUGGAAAUAUAUAAGGAUUUGUACAAAUUAAGUAGUAUGGCGUAAACUAUCGUACGUAACUCGUCCAAAAUGUGUGUACCGGACUUGUAUGGUAAUCCCGUACUCGACUUCGUCUCGCACGGGAACGACCACACUCGUCCGGUAAACAUUUAUUUUCAGAACUAGUAACGUAAUAUACUAUUUCCAUACAUAACAUGAAAGUUUUACAGUAGAUUUUCUUUCAUUGUAAGAUAAUUGACAAGCAUCUUUCUUCCGGAUGGUUAAAAUUUAUUGAACCACUUAGUUAUGAUUAGUUAGAUCAUAUAGUGAAGUUGAUUGCAGAAUUAAACUACACGGCAAUAAACAAGGAAAUAGUUUGUAAUCAAAUCCAAGCACAGGAGGAAAAACUCACUCCCUUAGUCUACUUUUCGCCUUGACUUGUUUCACACACACACCACUACUUCACUAGGCCUACCACCUACCCCCAGCAUUUAACUGGUUUUGUUUAGAACAAAGAUAUAUUAAGAAACAUUAAUAACCACAUUCGCUCAACGUUUCUGUAAAUGCUAAAUACUGUAGUUUUAUAAUCACACUCUAACCCCAAAAUGAAAAGUUUAACCGACUUCUAAAUUAAGUAAUUAAAGAAUAUAAGAAAUUGAGUACAACUGAAGAUGUAAAAUAUUUAAUCCGACAAUGUUUGAAUUAGCUGCCCAGCAAUAUAUCCGUCAACUUAUGUGUGUAUAAAUAUUUUCAAGCUAUUCCCUACUAGUGAAAUAUGUGUGGUGAGCUAGAUGUGCAAUAAUGAAAUGUGCAAUACCUAUAUGUAAGAGAUUGCAGUUUGCAUCGUUGUUAAAUAUUAAAAUAAACCUGAAGCUACCUAUAUGUUAAAAUGCUAGUAACAUGUGGGUGUAUCUGAUUAUUUAUGUAAAACCAUGUCAACUGUGUUCAAAAAUGUAUUUUCUGCUAUACUUGAUUUGACUUGAGGACUGUAUGUAAUAUUGUACAACCUUGUACAUAAAGGAAAUACCACUGAGUUACAUGUAUCUAAAUAAAGUUUUAAUUAGUUAGGCAAUCUAGGAAAGUUUUUUGCUUUUAACAAUAGUACCAAAGUCUUUAGUAUAGGGUAUAUUUGGAAAUCUGGUUCUCACAGGGAGAACAAGAACUAUCUGCUACUGAAAUAAAGAAGUAAGAUACAAAAUUUAUCUGUUUUACAAGUUUGCUUCACUAUAACACAUAACUUAACAUUUUCGCACUGUACCUUUAAGCUUAUUUAUGAAAAAUAAAAAGAACGUUUUUGUACCAUACUUAUGAUUACCAUGAACAUUGACAAUAUACUGAGUGAACAAUCUGUAGUCAAUGUUUAAUGUCUGGCAAUGAAAGAAUGUGCUGUUGACACUGACAUGUACAGGGUGGGGCAUCAUAACUCCCUUUUUUUAAAUGUGCGCCAUUCUGUUUGUUCAUGUCAUAGCCAAGAGCUAGCAGUCUCUUUGGGGGGUGAGGCUAUAAAGUUUUGUCCUUGCAUAGUUUAGUCGCCAUUAUGUUUUGGAACAGUGAGGAGCGUGCGUUUGCUGUUGAUGCCUACUUUUCGAGUGGAUGUUCAGUGAUCGCAGCCCAGUGCGCCUUUUGGAAUCGGUUUAAUUUAGCCCCGUUGGCCCCUGUUCCGAACCGGAAAUCAAUUGAUAUGUGGUUUAAGACGUUUAGACAUACUGAAAGUGCAACAAAACGAAAAACUUGAGUCUCAUGGCCCAUUAGAUCACCUGAGAACAUUGAGGCAGAGAGCUUCAACAUUGAGAGCUUCAAUGUUGCGAUCCAGGGGUGAUUUGCAAUGGCCUGAUAAAUCUUCUGAUUUGUCCCCUUGCGAUUUUUUCAAUGGGUUUUUGAAUUUCCGCGUUUAUGUGGGCCGUCCAAGGACCCUUCAAGAUAAAAAAAACAAGAUCCAGGGAGAAAUUUCCAACAUAACGCCUGCUAUGCUUGAAAGCGUAAUGACACACACCAGAAAUCGGUAUACUCAAUGUAUCUAGAAUGGGGGACGUCACCUGCAUGAUUUAAUCUCCAAAACUACGUAAAACAAAACUUAAGGAAUGUACUUACAUUAUAAAAACCAAAUAAAGUUUGUCUGAUUCAUACAAUGCGUUUUAUUAAACUUUGAAAAAAGGAAGUUAUGCUGCCCCACCCUGUAUAACCAUUCCUGCAAUUCUUUUACACAUGGACAUGGUCUCUUUCACACAUGGAAUGCUGCUAAAAUAAGUAAGAGCAAGUAUUGAAUGAAUCUUGUCAGAAGUUCAAGUUCAUUGGUCAUCAGCUGAAAGCUAAAUAGUUGCAUGGGAAACCCCUCCGACAUCAGUAAGUUGUCAAUGAUCAAAUAAGUCCAUUUGGCAGUGUCAUCUCCUUAAACAAAUGUAUGAACCAGUAAUUUAAACCCUAUUGCUCUGAUACCUUUUUGAACCAUAGGUUGCAAUGCAAAAGUAUAUUUUGCGCUUGUACUUGAAAAAAUGAUUUAGAGAUUUAAGUAUAAUCUAUGAACACUUGAAAUGUUUUCAUCUAGGUAGAUAUAGUAUGGAACAAUUGGCAAUGCAACUGAACCAAUGACUUGUUAAUUACAGUUCUGCAAUAAUACAAAUAUUAGCUCAAAAAAUAUUAUUGAUGCUUGUAAACAAUAAAUUAGUUGCAUUGUUAAAUUGUUUUCCUUCUUGGCACAUAUCAUUAAUUGCUAGUAUUGUUGAAUUUGUUGUAAUCUAUUUGAGAAAUUCAUCAAAUGUUUUGUUAAGUUUGAACUAAUAAUUUUAUUAUAAAUUUAAUUACAUGAGUAGGCUAACUAUACUUUAACAAAUUGUAGGUGUUGUAA
This is a messenger RNA of Macrosteles quadrilineatus (aster leafhopper), 5711 nucleotides long. It is a transcript of the gene jef, whose product is annotated as major facilitator superfamily domain-containing protein 6. Gene Ontology annotation, cellular component: membrane. The transcript has 13 exons. Bases 85 to 2358 code for a protein of 757 amino acids. The record is from RefSeq and is a predicted model, not a curated record. Lineage: Eukaryota; Metazoa; Arthropoda; Insecta; Hemiptera; Cicadellidae.